GCGGCAGAGGGGCCCGCGGCGCGGCGGCGGCGGCGGCAGCGGCAGCAGCGGCCAGUCGGCGUUUGACAGCGGCCGUGGAGGCGGGAAGGGGCGAGCCGUGGAGUGUGUGCGUAGAGUGCGUGGCGAGUGGCGGUGGUGGCCGUGGGGCUGGAUUCAUACACGUAGCGGUGCGGGGACGGCUCGCCAUGAGACCCCGUCGCUGUUAGCCGGACGGCAUGGCCGAACCCCGCGCUUCGGACCGCGACGGCUCGGACGGAACAACCGACACCGGCCCGACCGAGGAGGCCCCGACGGUGGAAAAUUCAUCGGCGACGACGGCGUCCGGUGUCGUCGGCCCGUCGAUGUCGAUACCGUCGGGGACGGCGUCGGCCCCGCCGUCGCCGGCCCCGAGCGGCGGCGAGGCGGGCCGAUCGCCCGUGCAGACCACCGUCUCGCGGUUCGUCAAGUCCGUCCCUAAGCUGGAGAGAAAGCACAGCAGUGGGGACCUGCACAGCCGACUGAAGACUCGCAAAGUGCUGGGUGUGGGCGCCACAGACAACGGGGAUGUGCACAGGUCAAAGAUCUCCCAGGUGCUGGGUCAUAACGAGCACCUGUACGUGCGCUUCCCGCGCGGCCUGCUCGGCUGGUACCUGCUGGUCACCUGCGGCCUGGGCCUGCAGGGCGGCCUGCUGGUGGUCAGUCCUGCAUGGGCGGCCCACCUGCACCUGCUGGCUGCAGGACAGGCCGACCUGCCGGCUCUCGGCCUGGUCGGCCGGGGCUACGGCGUGACGCUCCUAGGUCUGAGUAACCUGCUGUACGCCGUCUAUAGUACCUCAGACAAGGUGAUCAUCCGCAGCGGACUGGCCGUGCUGGUACUGACUGAUGUCUGCGCCCUGGGCACCCAGCUCGUCCACAUGUUCCAGGAGGGCGUCUGGAGCAGGUGGGGCUGGCUUCACAUCGGGCUGCGAGGCCUCUCGGCUGGCGUUUCCCUCCUCUACAUCAACCUGAGUCGCAACUACUACGCCGGUGUCAGAAAGUCGCCCACACCCGCGCCGGCCAUCGACGUGGACGCCCGGAAAAAGUCGCUAUAAACAGCUCAGGUGCUGUCGGUAGAUAGGGACGCACUUUUCAGAACCACCACGUGACUCCGUUCGGAGAAGAUGCAAUCUUCGAGCGUAAAAGUAUUCAAGGUGCUCCAGGCAGCAUGUAAAUUGUAAAACUUCGGCGAGUUUUGAAAUUAUCUAUCCCGGUUCUGUCAUUCCCAAGUGUAGCUUAUAUGAUUAGGAUACUAGCGGGAUGGUGGACGAUGUCAAGAAUGCGUUAAUAAUGCUUAGCGGGAAAGUGACAGAAUUGCUAUGAGAAGUGGUGAUCUUUUCAUAGCCCGAAUGAAGACAAGACAUGACAAGCUGAAAGACGAGGUUAAAUAUAUACGGUCAGCUGACCGUUUGUGUUUCACUUAACUUCUCAAACAAAUGGUGAGACUGCUAUUCUUAUAAAUGUUGCGAUGUGCUCGCGUUGCAGAGUGAGAAACAUGUCCGAUAAUGCAGGACUUCUGUUGGAAGGUAAACGCGCGAUCAAGAUCGCUCGCCAAGGCGUCAUUCAGCGAACGCGUUAUGUAAAGAGCUUCGCGCGCUAUACAUAGAGCUUCGGGACUAAGUCUGCAUCGCUCGCGUGCGCACAUUUAUAGCAGCUACUGGACAUCUGAUGUAGCCACAUCAUGACACUCGUGAGAAGAACAUGACGCGGACAUCACUGACGCAGUGCGCUACAACAGUGACACGGAACUGAGAACAGUAAGACAGCUCGUCCAAUGAACGGCGUCCCGAGUAUGUCCCGGUGCAGAUGGGUGGCAAAGCCACGGACACAGGUGUGACAGAGCUGCCCCACAUCGCUGUGCCCUCCCCACAGCUCGCCUCACCCGUAAAUGUGGUGUCGGUGCACCGGGGAAGCUGUGGCUCCCAUCGGCGCUUCGCCCGCCUGUGGCUCUUUGUUACUGGUGUGUACCCCGCGUUGUGCAAAGAAACUUGUGUUUCGUGGGGGAAGGGACAGAUGGCGAGCGUAGGACCUCCCCAGCGUUGUGUCGGAUGGUAUUGACAGAGGAAAGAUGUUGUUAGAAUGACUCAGCGACCUGAAUCGGUGAGUCGGAUGUGAGCCAGCUCUCAUGAGAAGGACCUGCUGACGGUCGGUGAGACGCGUUAGACGCAGAUGUCGAUGAGCGGUAGUCGUGAGUCGGGUCAGUCGAUGACGAGUCAUCCAGAGUCGGUCGGUCGUCUGCCACUCAGAUUCAGUUGGAGUCUCAAUCAGUUGGAGUCGGAGUCAGGAGUCGGAGUCAACGUUCUCUGCGGGCAUGUGCGCUGCCCCGGCCGCCCCUAGCAGCCUAGUGAGCCCUGGAAGGCAGCGGGGACGGCCGGGACACACGUCUACCGCUGGUCGAUACAAAGCGCAGGCUGCAUCGUCACCGCAGCCAGCCGACCAGAAGUUCGAGAGACGGUCAGAUUACAACAGCCAUAAACUUGCGGUGAUAGUCCUCUUGGUUUUAGUUGAGCAUUACUCCGGCUAAGCUCGCGUAUUUUCCCUUAAAACAAUGUUAAGUUUAUGAAUUAAAUUCGGUAAUAUAAUUCUCGUCAGUUCCGUAAACAGACGACCGACCUGCGACUGGACGUGCCGAUUUUGGCCGACCACCACCUGUCGCCACUCGAUGUGAUGACUGAUCGUGACUGAUCCUUUGACGUCAGCCCUCUGUCGUCACUGGGUCUCUAUCGGCACGGCUGACAUUGGCGUCACGACUGCUAUCGCGAUCAGCGUGACGCCUCGUCACGUCACGCCGUCUGUUGGCCGUCACGUCACGCGGACCGACCCUAAUGUUGUCACGUAACGACUGUCACAUGGAUGCUGUAACAUAGUGACUGUCGGCUUGGUAUCGGCCGAGACAUUCACCCUGGUGAAGAUUUGAUGGCCUCUCGCGAUGAAUCAGUGUCGACAAACAGGGUAGUCGUCGGCGCGACCGAAGCCAUCGGUCCGAGUCGGGUUCUCACGAGGAACUCUAUGGUGCCCAGUAGUUUUAGUGGCGCGCUGUGGACUCUGGGAGGAGGCUGAGCUCGCUGUGGGAUCUGUAUUCGUAUGUCAGCGCUGUGGCGGUGUUCACUGCCCGGGUGGCCGAGGGAGGGACUCACGCCGGCCCCGCUUGAUGGAACCUGCACGGGGUCACCGCGCGCUCGUGAACCUUAACACAUUUCUAUCGCUUGUUGUCGGGUCUUAAAUGUUGCAAUGAAGCGAUGAAAAUAUAUGAAUGUAAUGUGGAUGUA
Molecule: messenger RNA, 3284 nt
Organism: Amphibalanus amphitrite
Lineage: Eukaryota; Metazoa; Arthropoda; Thecostraca; Balanomorpha; Balanidae
Product: tumor protein p53-inducible protein 11-like
Exons: 6
Coding region: 216-1070 (284 amino acids)
Source: RefSeq, a predicted model, not a curated record